Anas platyrhynchos (mallard) is the source of this 3420-nucleotide messenger RNA. The record is from RefSeq and is a predicted model, not a curated record. Lineage: Eukaryota; Metazoa; Chordata; Aves; Anseriformes; Anatidae.
AUGUCAUCCUUUCAAGAAGUUCCAUCUUCAGCUAAUGCUUUACAGACUUCCAAUUUUGCACAUGUGAUUUUUCAAAAUGUGGCGAAAAGCUAUCUUCCAAACACACACCUUGAAUGUCACUACACUCUGACCCAGUUUAUCCAUCCUCAUCAGAAAGACUGGGUUGGUAUUUUCAAGGUUGGUUGGAGUACUGCAAGAGAUUAUUACACGUUUCUUUGGUCACCUAUGCCAGAAAACUAUGUGGAAGGAUCAACUGUUAACUGCGUGCUGACUUUUCAAGGAUAUUAUCUACCAAAUGAUGAUGGAGAAUUCUACCAGUUCUGUUACGUGACCCAUAAAGGAGAAAUACGCGGAGCAAGCACACCUUUCCAGUUUCGUACCUCUUCUCCUGUUGAAGAAUUGCUCACUAUGGAGGAUGAAGGAAACUCUGAUAUGUUAGUGGUGACCACAAAAGCUGGACUUCUCGAGUUUAAAAUUGAAAAGAUAAUAAAAGAAAAAGAAGAGCUAUUAAAAGUAACUUCUGUUCUGGAGAAGGAAACAACACAACUCAGAGAUCAAGUUGAAAGACUGGAAAAAGAACUUAACCAUGAAAAGCAGAGAUGUGACCAACUGCAAACAGAGCAAAAGGCUAAUAUUCAGGCAUCAGAAACUCUUAAAACUGAAAAUGAUGAUUUGAAGAAAAAGCAUGAAGAGGCUGCUUCAAAAGUUCUCCAGCUUGAAGAAGACAUCAUGGCUGUUACUCAAAAAGCCAUUGCGAAAGAAACAGAGUUAGACAGUAUGAAGGACAAACUAAAGAAAGUGAUGCUUGAGAAGGAGCAACUUGAAUGUGUGUUAAAGACAGAAAAGGAUGAAAAAGAACUUUAUAAGAUACACUUGAAGAAUACAGAAAUAGAAAACACCAAACUAGUAAAAGAGAUCCAGACGUUUAAGAAUUUGGAUGCAAACAAAGAAAACAUGAUAUCGUAUUAUAAAGAGGAGGUUGGCAGAUUACAGCUAUUUAUAGCUGAAAAAGAAAAUAUGAAGAAAGCUUUUUUGCUCUCCUCAUCAAAUAAGGAGGAUGCAAGUGUUUUAAAAGAACAGCUGAGGAAAGCUGAGGAUCAGAUUCAGGCUAGCAAACAAGAAGCUGUCCUAAUGUCAAAAGAGUUGAGCGACGCAGUAAACGUGAGAGAUAAGACAAUGGCAGAUCUUCACAGUGCACGUCUGGAAAAUGAAAAGUUGAAAAAGCAGCUUGCUGAUGCUUUAGCUGAACUUAAAAAAAUCACAGCUUUGAAAAAUGAACAGGAAACUUCAAAUACAGUGGAGCAGGAACUGCGCAGAGAAGUUGAAGAUCUGAAGCUUCGUCUACAAAUGGCUGCUGACCAUUACAAGGAAAAAUUCAAAGAAUGUCAGAAACUUCAAAAACAAGUAAACAAGUUCACAGAACAGGCAAAAAUUGCAGGGAGUCAACAGAAACUGACAGAUGCAUCUAACAUUGAGACAGCUACUGCCGUCGUUACAGACAAAAAGUUGUCUGCAUCUCCAGUUAGCCCCAUUUCACCUGAUGUAGUUUCGGAAUUCAUGGUAAAGGAGCAAGUACGUGAAAUGAAUAAAGAAAUUGCUGAGAAAACAGAGAAGUAUAAGAAAUGCAAGCAAAUGUUGGCAGGUGAAAAGAUGAAAUGCAGUGUUUAUGCUGAUGAACUUGCUAAACUGGAGCUGAAGUGGAAAGAACAAGUGAAAAUCAAUGAGGGUAUAAAAUUACAGCUGGCAGCAAAGGAGGAUCAGUAUAAAGUUCAGCUGGCGGAAAAAGAGAGACGAAUAAAGGAACUGGCAUCACAGCUGGAACUCUUUACCAGUGAGAAGGAACUUGGCAGGACACCAGGAAAUCAAGCUGGAAGGAUGAUGGAAGGACAGAUUUCACAGCCAACAUUGCAUUUUCGCAACCCAUACUCAGAGGAAAAUGGACCAGUUCCUGCAGUGACAAGCAGGCUACCAGUAUUGCAAUAUGGAAACCCUUAUGCAAUUCAGGAAAGACGAGAUGGAGCAGAUGGCGCCUUUAAUCCUGAUGAGAUCCAAAGACCACCUGUUAGAACUUCCUUUUGGGAACUGGAAGAUGACGUAGUGUGUAGUCAGCCUUCACGCAAUCUCAGUCGGCCUGAUGGUUUAGAAGAUCCUGAGGACAGCAAUGACGAUGACAACACUGUACCUUCUGCUCCCAAUCCUCCCAGCCUUCUUUUGCAUGAGCGUGGAACAGGUUUUUGCUUUGAUUCCAGCUUUGAUGUGCACAAGAAAUGCCCCCUUUGUGAUGUGAUGUUUCCCCCUAACUAUGAUCAGAGCAAGUUUGAGGAGCACGUGGAAAGUCACUGGAAGGUGUGCCCCAUGUGCAGCGAGCAGUUCCCGCCUGACUACGACCAGCAGGGCUUUGAGAGGCACGUCCAGACGCACUUUGAUCAGAACGUUUUAAAUUUUGAUUAAAUCUUUUGUUUGCAGUGUAGCUUAAAAAGAAACAACUUUGAGUAGUCCACCUAUGGAAAAACAAACCACAAAACAACAGUACAGCUUUUCUUUAACAGUGCAGAUUUCUGAUUAAAAGCUAGUGUACUCUAACGGGAGCCAUGAUAAAUCCUGGCUGUAAGCUGCUAUUUGAGUUACCUUCUCCCUCUACCUAACAUUAUACUAAAAAAAAAAAAACAAAAAAAAGACCUUGUUGUGUAUGUAGCUAUUUAUUCCCCUAUCCAGUAGAAUUUGGAAUUUGUAAGGACACAGGAACGACUCAGCCUCAGAACAAAGGAGACCAGCUUCGUGAUGCUCUUCAGCUGUGUAAAACAACACCAAAGCUCCUAUGGUUUAUCUUGACCGUGAGAACUGAGGUGUGAUUAAAAACGUAAUAAACAGGUGUUUCUCCUAGCAAAGUUGUGUAGUCUCUUUUCAUCAGUAACAGUUAAACCAGGGAGUUGCAUAAUUUACAUAAUUUACCCAAUGAAACUAUAGUUUUCUAGCACAUUUCUGAAAUGUAGAUGCACGUACUGUGAGAUUACAUGCCUGCAACAAAGGUAAUGGCAGAUCCUUCAGUUUUACAUAUGCAGUGCUUGCCUUAAGGAAUAAUGUUCAGUGAAGUACGUUAUACUUUAAGGCAGAAUUUUUGAGUUGAAAGAAACCGUUGUGCUUAAAUGCCUAGAAAUUAAUUGUUUAAAAAGUCAUUGCCAUUAUGUUGCAAUUGCAUUCAGUAGAAAAUAUUGUUAUAUUUUCACAACAGUGAAUUGUGUUCAUUUUUGCUUAGGGCUUUUAAAACCUUCUGCAUUUUAACUUUAUGUAUUUCUUUCCAGUAAGUAAAAACAUGUGUGUAUAUCUAAACAUUUUAUAUUUACCUAACUGUAUUAAGUAAAUUGCUUUCCACUUGUUGUACAGUAGUCUUGUUACAUUAAAAGCAGAAUUAUUCAUGGA